Molecule: messenger RNA, 4767 nt
Organism: Chara braunii
Lineage: Eukaryota; Viridiplantae; Streptophyta; Charophyceae; Charales; Characeae
Source: the annotation of a GenBank genome assembly
GGGUCCCGCACGUGUUUCAGACCUAACAACCGGGAGACGAAAGACGACUUCGUGCCGAAAAUAGAGCCCAUGCUCUUGCAGCAGCUAGGGAGGCAGCAAACGCCGCAGCUAGGGAACAGGCUGCAGCAGCAGCCAGGGCAGCAGCAAUGGCUACCGCAGCAGCAUCCUCUGCUGCAUCCUCGUCUGGGACCCUGUUGGGAAUGCCUACAGGGCCCACGGGCACUUCCGGGUCAGUAGGUUCUAGUCAGACCACAAGUCAAAUGGCGGGCUCGCAGUUAAGCCCGUUGACCCCACGCGGCAGGGAGCUCCUAGAGCUCCAACAGGUCGAAAGGAUCAGUGCUUGGUUGGAGAGGGAACUGAAGCAAGCUACCGACAGAGAAAAGGAGAUUAAAAAUAGAACAGCCAAGCUUGAUACGUUAGAGGCAGACAAAGCUGCGCUAGAGGGUWUWGAUGAGUCACCCACGUCUGACCAGAUGAAAGUGUUGAARAAYAGUGUAYUGUYGCUSMAUGCGCAUGUGGACAGCAGACUGGACUUCAUGCAGAACUCYUUSGACCAGAUCUUGGACCUUUUACAAAGGCCAGGAUUUCGGUCAGCAGCACAGUCGCCGUUGCCGUUAACGACGAUGUCCGGCCCCUUUCCGGUACAAGCUGGCACACAGCCAAGUGGUACGUCUGCAGCAGCCGCACAGACUGUUGCUUCUUCUUCUUCUGGGUCAGCGGUGGUAGCUACACCAUCACCGCAACAACCUGUACCUCAACAAGGACAGCAGCAAGGUCAUUGGUACCCAAAGACCCCUAUGAAACCACCCCUUGCCUUCUCAGGAGAGAAGAAGGACGAGGAACUCAACACAUGGUUGAGAACGGUUCCAGUAUGGGUAAAGGCAAAGAGGACGUUGCAGGAGGAGGAGGUGAUUACUGCUGCAUCUUACCUUGAGGGUAAGGCAGCCAAAUGGCUGGAUGGAUUAGUAGCAAAGGCCGGCGAGGCUCGCCUCGAGUAUCAUUCGUUUGAGACCUUCUCUAGAAAGGCCUUAGAUCUAGAGGCUACUCUAGGAAGUGCUCAACCGACUCCAGUAGACGUGAGGAAGAAGAAGGGUCCACAGGAAUGGAAGAAGAAGGGUCCACAGGAAUGGAAGAAGAAGGGGAGUAAAUUGAUGAUGGUUGAGUCCGAUGGGACUCAAACUGAGAUCGAAGAGCUCACAGACCUGUUGGAUAGUUCAGAGUACGACGGCGAGGAGAUCGCUGAGGGUCACACCCUCGCCGCAGUAGUAAAGACUAAGACAGGUGGCCGAGGGAAGGGCCAUCAAAAGAGUCAAGGGUUGGCCGCCUCCAAUCAGGCCAAAUUCGCUGAUUGGGUCAAGGCAGGUCUUGAUCAGGAAGUGUGGCGGGACCGUAGAGUGCGUGGUGCUUGCAUCACCUGUGGUAUUAGGCCGGAAGAUGCGAAGGUGGAUAGUAUCAGGGACUGGCCACGACCUCAGACUGUUACUGAGGUCAGAUCUUUCUUAGGAAUGUGCGGCUACUAUAGGAACUUCCUAAAGAACUAUUCUACAGUCGCCUCUCCUUUCACUGAUCUAACUCGACUUGAGACACCGUGGGAGUGGAGUGAUGAGUGCGAGGCUGCUUUCAAACGAUUGAAGCAUGCACUCAUGAAUCAUGAGGUUCUCAUGGUGUCCGAUCCUCAGAAGCCUUUCAUUGUAACUACUGACGCAAGCCAAUACGGCAUUAGCGUAGUGCUGGCUCAACAGGAUGGGAAGAAGUUGAGGCCGAUUGAGUACAUGAGCAAGAAAAUGACAUCAAAGAAACUGGCAAAGUCCACCUAUGAAAGGGAACUCUAUGCUCUCUACAAAGCACUUGUCCAUUGGAGGCACUUUCUAUUGGGACGGUUCUUCUAUUUGAGAACUGACCAUCAGACCCUCAAAUGGAUCAAGACUCAACCGGCUCUCUCUGAUGCACUCAAGCGAUGGAUUGAAGUCAUAGAUCAAUAUGACUUCAAGCUAGAGUAUCUGAAGGGAGAGUAUAACAAGGUUGCAGAUGCGCUAUCACGUAGGGCAGAUUACCUAGGGGCGCUAGUUUAUGAGUUUGGUGUAUCUGAGGAACUAACUCAAUCGCUGGUGGGAGCCUAUCAGGAAGACCCUGUCACGAUGGACAUCAUACGCAAGCUUCAGGCAAAAGAAAAGGCCACAGAAAAUGAGUUUGUGAUAGUGGACAGGCUUCUCUUUCUUGAUAAGGCCGGAUUUAAAAGCAUGGCGGUCAUCACAUCUGACCAAUGGCAGGCCAUGCUGGACGCAGCAGACGAGAGCCAGAAACCAUUCUUUCAAAAAUUGUACGAUGAUGCCGUGCAGAGGGAAAGGGAGGCAGCGGCAGCAGCUAGAGCUGCCGACAUUGCUGAUCAGGUGGCUCUCCUUCGGAUCCCGGAAGCCGAUGCUGACCGGUUCCAGGAGGAACUAGCUGCUGCUGUCGCAGCCUUGGUUCGACUGCGGAGUUUGGAAGAUCUCGAGGCCCGCGUAACAGCGUUGGAGCAGCGGAACCAAGAGCUGCAGGCUGAGAUAACCAGCCUAAAACAGUCCCAAUUGUCUGCCCCCCGCCCUCCUAACCCUCGGUCUGCUGUAGUCCCGGUCUCUCAAUCAAACACARCCCUUAUAGUAAGAUCAAGUGGAACCGUGGCGAGCGCAGGAACCGGCGCCAGCUCCUCGAGCGGCAGCACCGGCAGUUUUGCGCUGGUCAUGGUCCCGAAUGCAGGGACUUCAGCCCAAAACGCCACAGCCCUUACUGGCGUUCAGUACAACGGUCCCAUGGUGGAUAAGCGGGCGGCCACGCUGCCGUCCAAGUAUGACGGGAAGGCAGACAUCACCUCUUGGAUUAGUUCCAUGCGGUCGUACUUCGAGGUCAUGCGGACACCGCAAGAGGACCGAAGUAUGAUCAUGGGGACUAAUACUGAGCCACCGUACGAAACCACAUUAAGCUCCAAGCUGUCGCAGCAGGCUAUGAACGCAAGGGGCGUAGAGGAGACAUUUGCACUCUCUACAACAAGAGAAGCUAAGCAGUCGGCUGCAAGCCCCUCUGACGAGCCUGGAUCUGAUCAGCAGCUUGCUCUUGAAGCCCGCAGCAAUGCUGAAUCCAAGGCUGGUGCAGUCCGUGUAUUAUACACUGAGCCUUGGGAGGAGUCUAAUGAAGUUGACUUCCACGCCCACAUGGAGCACUGGCUGCAGCUCAAGCAGCAACGCCGUGUCCAGGGGGGCGGGAAGCUGACCUUCUUUAAACUGCUCAUUAACCGCCGAUACAUCCGCGUGCUGAUUGACAGUGGUUCCACCACUAAUUUCUUCUCUCCGAACGGGAUUCGUAAGGCGGGACUGGGUAUGAAGCAAGUGGAACUGCAGAACCCUUGCCGGACUCAGGUGGGCAACCAAGAGGUUGUCACUUCUACUCAUGUUGUCAAAGGUGUGCGCAUCACCUUUGACAAAGAUCGCACUGUCACAUAUGAGCUGAAUUUUUACGUCCUGGACAAGUGUCCUUUCGACAAGCUCAUUGCUCAAGGACCACGUGGGCAGACAACCAGUUUGUGGUACUUGACGCCUAGGGGAACGAGCUGUGAGACUGCGUUCCAAGCCUUGAAAGAGGCUUUGGUGAGUCAUCCUGUGCUCCGCAUUGCGGAUCCCAACCUCACGUUCGUAGUCACUACGGACGCGAGUCAGUUUGGGAUUGGUACAGUGCUGCAACAAGAUGAUGGCGAUGGUCUGCGUCCGCUCGAAUAUUACAGCAAACGCAUGCCCAGCCACAAGGUAGCUACUUCCACAUAUAUGCGCGAGCUUUAUGCCCUGCGCAAGCCCUCGCACAUUGGAAGCACUACCUCUUGGGUCGCCACUUCAAGGUCUACUCUGAUCAUCAGACCCUGCAGUGGCUCUCCUACGUUGACCCGCUGGCUGCAUGACAUUGAUGUUUACAGUUUUGAGUUGAAGCAUAAGAAAGGCUGUUAUAAUCGUGUUGCUGAUGCUCUAUCGCGCCAUCCUGAGUAUUUGACUUGCCUGGUGGAAUUGUACGACCUCCGCAGGAAACUGAAGGAGGAUCUGAUCGAACACACCGCCAAGGAUCCGGACCUUAGUCCCAUCCUUGAGCAGCUCAAGGCUGACCCCAACAGCCAGCCUGAUUUUCAUGAAUGCGAUGGUCUUGUAUUCCGCCGGUACGGGAAAUUUGAUCGCUUGUGUGUUCCUAACCAUGCGCCUCUCCGGACUCAUUUCCUGGAUUUGGCACAUGGUUGGAGUGGGCAUUUCGGCUUUGAGAAGACUUAUGGGAGUCUUCUCCAGCAGUUUGAUUGGCCGGGGAUGAAGGGAUCUACUCAGAAAUUUAUUGCUGAGUGUCAAGUUUGUCAGAGAACCAAGGUCCACAGGCAUAAGCCUUAUGGCCUGCUGAGACCUCCCCCAAUCCCUGAUGGCCUCAGGGAAUCGGUCUCCAUCGAUUCCACGGACAUGGGGAAGGUGAGUACGGCAGGGAAUUCACAAGUCAUGGUCAUUGUGGAUCGCUUCUCUAAAUUUCUGAAUCUGAUUCCUCUACCUCCUCAUGCACCGACUGAACUGGUCAUCGAAGAGUUUCACCAGCAGUACAUUCUGCAGUAUGGGCCCCCGAAAACUCUUGUUAGUGAUCGGGAUGCCAGAUUCAUCAGCAAGGAUUGGAAGGACUUCACUGCCUAGAUCUAUGACAUCAAAUUGAACAUGACUUCUGGUUGACACCCCGAAGCCAAUGGAUUGGCUGAGGAAAUCAACCAGACCGUCACCC